GAUUAUGUAUUGUUCGUCGACUGUUUUUGACGCUAUUCGUGUCGAAUGAAUUAGAAUCUUCGUCGGACGAGAUGAGGUUUGUUAUCGUUUUGCAAUUUUUAUUUUUAGUGGUAAAUUCUUGUCAAGACUUUUGGAAAAGUUGGGUAAACGUUUCUUGUACGUCAUCGGCAGAUAUCUGCUACGAAUCAAAGAACUUUUCCUCCGUUGAAAUAUUUAAUCAAACCUUGACCAUCGAGUGCGGCAAGAAAACGAUUGACUCUCGUUUGAUGCGCUGUUUGGACGUUAAAAAUGUACAAGAGAUAUUAUUUAAAGAUUGUUUUUUGUCCGGAGUUGACUUUGGAAUAUUUACGUUUGGACUUCGAAUCGAACACGUCAAGAUAUUUCACUCAACAAAUGUGUAUGAAAGAAUGUUCGAGAGCGCCUCGUUUAAUAACAUGUCCUCUCUGCGAUCUGUCGAAAUACGAGGCGUGAAGACGUCGCAACUUCUAAAUUUAACAUUUCACAAUGUUCCAUCGCUGACUUCAUUGAGAAUUGACUUCUAUAACUUCUCUUUAUUUCCCAACAAACCUUUCCGAGAGUUAAUUAAUCUUUCCAAAUUAUACAUCACUUAUGGUAACUUACGAGUUUUACGCAAAGAUCUAUUUUAUAAUCUUCACAAUUUGACAAAACUCGACUUAACUUACAAUAAAAUUAAAUCGAUUCAUCCACUCGUCUUUAGAAAUCUCACCCGAUUGGAAUAUUUGGAUUUAGAAUGGAAUUGGAUAAAGGAUUUACCCGGUGACAUGUUAAAAAGUCUUUAUAAUUUAAAGACAUUUGAUAUUAGUUGGAACAGAGAACUACCACAAAUUCCUCCCGGAUUCUUUAAGAAACUGCGCAACUUGACUGAACUUUCUGCAUAUGCAUGUUCUAUUUCUUCACUCCAAGAAGAUGAGUUUUCUGACUUAAUUAAUUUGAAAACCGUCGAAUUAGGCUUCAACCGAAUUGAACAUCUGCCAAAUCUGAGAAAUAACAAACUGCUGACACGAUUUUCCUGUUGGCGAAAUAAAAUAUCGACGCUUCCAACAGGAAUUUUUCAUGGACUUUCUAAGCUGCGAGAGUUAAACUUGCGGGGAAACAGGCUGCAAAAUCUCCCCGAAGAUGUUUUUCAGAAUUUGUCGUCAUUGCAAAGACUCGAGUUAUCACACAAUCGCCUGAUAUUUUUACACGAAAACAUCUUCCUCCCAUUGACUAAUUUAACGUAUCUCGAUCUGUCUAAUAACAGUUUAACUACAAUUAUUGGUAAGAGUCCUUUUGGCAGCAGCGAACAUCUGCGUACUGUUCUUUUGAAGAAUGCGGGUUUGACACAAUGGCCGGUGAUAAAUUGGACAGACUACGACUUGAAUGAAGUCGAUUUUUCAAAUAAUCAUUUUGAAAUCGUGAAAUUGCCAAUUUACACACGAAAUCCUACGCAAAUAGAUUUAUCUAAUUGUAAAAUCAGAACAAUUUACAUCGAUGACAAGAAAUAUGGAUUUCAAAUGCCGACUUAUGAUUUAAGUAAUAAUGAAAUUACUUGCGACUACGAACUGCAGCAAUUCGUUUCUGUCUUUAAGUCAAAUAGAAAAGUAGCGAGGAAAAUGUUUCCAAAUAUAGAGAAGACGAAAUGUUACGGAGAAGAAAGAAAUUUGCUGGAUAAUACAUCGCUCGUAGUCAUAGGAAAUUAUUGUCCGAUGAAUUGCGAAUGUUCUGCAGAACAAAAUCACGUGAUGAUCAAUUGUUCCGGAAAGGGAAUCGACGGAAUUCCCGAAGUUCUCGUCCCCAAUGCGACGUUUGUCGAUUUGAGUAAUAAUUACAUAAAGGAGUUGUCAAAUUUCGAUUCUGUGACGUGGAAAAACGUCACCCAUAUGUAUCUGAGUAAUAAUUCAUUAAGUAAUAUCCCGGAUUAUGUUAUUUUGCCAAACCUGAAAUUCCUGUGGUUGGACAGAAACCGAUUAACCGAAUUGCCUUCCGGUUUAAUAAACCUGAUCGACGUUUCGCCGGAAUUUCAGAUUUACUUAUCCAGAAACAAUUGGACUUGUGAUUGUCAUUCUUUUAUUACUAAGGACUGGUUGCUUAGGAACAGGCAGAAGAUUGCCGAUUUCUCCGAUGUUUGCUGCGUGAGAAAUUCGUCUUCUGUGUCUUUCGCCGAAAUUGUUACUAAUGAUCGAUGCACACAAAUUUUAAAACAUAAUUUGGCGUCGUUGGUAAAUGUUUCGUGUACAAAAUGCCGGUCUUGCGACGAAGUUAGUUCUCUUUCAGGAUGGAAAAUCUCAGUGGGUGUUCUUACUUCGCUAAUGUUAUUAGGUGUAAUUAUUGUUGUUUCCGUUGUUUAUUGUCGCAGAAAAAAAAAUAUCGAAAAGGUGCCUAAUGAAGAAGUGAUUUAUUACAAUGUUUACACUUGACAAAUUCUGUA
Messenger RNA from Centruroides sculpturatus (bark scorpion), 2428 nucleotides. Its product is annotated as protein toll-like. Lineage: Eukaryota; Metazoa; Arthropoda; Arachnida; Scorpiones; Buthidae. Gene Ontology annotation, molecular function: protein binding. The record is from RefSeq and is a predicted model, not a curated record. The coding region runs from base 72 to 2417 and encodes 781 amino acids. The transcript has a single exon.